AUGGCUGAGGCUAUUCGUAUGAACCCACUGCCAGCGCCGCAUCCGGUUCUCCCUGCGGCUGCCUUCCCUCGUGUUCACGCCGAAAACUUUCCCCAUGGAGACCGAGAAGCAUAUGCUAAAUACUAUCCAUAUGGAAUUCCCGUCACCUACAAAAUGAUGUAUGGCGUAUACUCGCAAGGAGUGGCCCAGACAUAUCUGGAGGACAAUCUUCCUAUCGGGUUCUACACCAAUAUACCUCCAAAGGCGACAGCUAUCAUCUCAACUUCGAACGGAAGUCGACCUUUCCGAAAGUUGGAUCACAUUCUACCCCAACGUCGAAUCCACCUGUGGUCUAAAGACGAAAUCCAAGCGAUUUGCAACUCACUUCGCAAGCUCCAUUGGGAUGGGCUGAAGAAUAUGCAGCAGCCUUACUGCUGGGAUGAUUUAUGGACAUACUUCGACGCCUAUGACCUCUAUCAUAACGGCUGCCUAAACCUCUGGAAUGUCAUCAACACCAUUUGGGAUGAAAAUAAGCUCAUUUCGAUCGAUGUGAGGCGUGAAAUAGCCGCUCAUAUUGGCCAUUGGGCGGACGAAUGGUUGAAGCUAGAGAAAAACCAAGACAAGUUGAUGCAGUGGAAAGAGUCUCAAGGCUCUAUCUAUCGUAUUCUCGAUGAUGAAGACCAUGAAUCGCUGGGCUCGCUGCAAGAUGACGUUGUGCCACUUAUUGCGAGCGCAUUGAAGGGCCGCCGUGCCUAUCUUCUUUCUAACGUGGAAGCAGAGAAAGCUGAAGAGCCUGCUGAUCUGAUAACGGCAUUCCGUACAAAUGGUGUUGAGAACUGGCUUACCGGACAGCCUAUUUUUGACUGUAAUGGAUUGCCACCGCCUCCAGUAUCCGAAUCUCACCGGCUGUCAAACGAUCCAGCUCCCUGCUUUGAACAAGAUGGCAAACACUACUUUCUUCCGUCAAAUUUUUUCCCGCCUCCAGAGUCUUUUCAAAACUCUGUCAAAGAUUUUCAAGCUUUGAAUAACUCCCCCGAACCUGUUUCGUCUCCAGCAGAAUUCCCCAAAUCUGGCGUAGUAAUCGUCAACGGUAGCAAUGUACCAAAACUGUCGCAAGAGCCAAUCAACAGGGCCUACCAGCAGACAAUCGACGAAGUGCAAAGCAAAAAUGGUACUCGGAGAACCUCAUCGAUGCCUGAGACGUCAUCUCCUACGAUCUCUGGCGGCAGCCAGGAGCUUGAGCGUGGAUGGUCCCCGCUAGCGGUGGAUAAUGAAACUACUGCCAACGCUGAUGUUAGACGAAGCUCUGAGCCGGCAGCUUUAUCAAUCACUGGGCAAAAUCUAUCUGAUAAUCCAUCAUGUUUCAAGAAAGAGGGAUCAGAGGCUAUGAUGGACAAUUCCAUAAAGGAGAUUACGGGAAAAAGGCAAAGAGAGCAAGAUGCUACUCAUUUUAGACAAUCAAACGAUGUGCGAGCAAGUUUGGCAUCGUACUCAGGAAUGGCUCAAAGACGUGGAGGCAGAUUUCAGCCAGAAGUUGAAAGUCCUUUCCCAAUGCACGAUACCGCGCGAUUCGAUCAACGCCAAGCUCCGAGUGCGGUUACAAAUCUGGUUGGUUCUACGGUCCCGAAACAACUACCGCCUACUCAAAGAGCUCGUAGGCUAUCUCAAGAACAAAGAAAGCCUACUGAUUUCUUACCCGGCGACUCUUUCAAACAGAGCUUCAAUCCAUCCACUCUGCCAUCAGCAGAGACUGCAGCUUUCUAUAUGCAACCCGAGAAAGGAGGCAUGCAACACCAUGUAGGGCCCCAUGGGUUCCCGUAUCAAAAUCAACAAUUCAAUUCUGCACCAAAUAAACCAAUUCCUCACAAUAUGACAUACAGAGAGUUUUCUGGAGCUCAGCAAGGCAUGUCAUCUCAUCAGUUUCCUAUGGGAACACACUCGCACGCAAUGCCAUCUACUGUACCAUACAACACUCCCGCCAAUGGCUCUAAUGAUAGUAUCCACCUAGCUCAGCAACCGAGACAGGAAUAUUUAUAUGCCUCCUCAAUGCCGUCAGCGCACAAUGGAUACCAAAAUAGUGACCGUCCGUACUACAAUAACAACAACAAUAAUAAUAACAACCGGGUAGGACACCGUCGAGGAUCUCAAAGCCAAAAGCCUCAUGGAUAUGUUCCUGGCCAGCAGCCUCAAACUGAGCACAAUGCUGCAUUCCAAGAAAGCCAUUUAAAUAAAUCUUGGAGGCGAGGACCUCCACAUGACAGGGCCCGGCAGAGCUCUUGGUGUCGCAACACGGCCGGCUCAAACAUAGAGUAUUGCCAUUGCACCUGUGACCAGUGUAACGAACGCAACAGAAGUGUUUGGGUGAGAGUGAUUAGCCCUGAAUCUUUUGUGUCGAUAAUGGAAAUACUAUCAUUCCUUAAAUUUGGAUUAAGCACUAGGUUUGGCAGGGUGGAAGAGGCUUAUCCAGCACCAUCAAUGAGGAGGGAUGCGUUUAUCGUGAGAUUCGAGAGCGAAUCCUCGGUUUCACAAGCUCUUGCUUUUGGUGGAGGCAUGGUUCCAGAAAAAGACGUCAGAAUAACCAUUCAACCGGUCCAUCGAUCAAAGUGGAUGAAGCGCCACCCGCAACACCAACCAAGAAAGCUUCUGCCUCUGCCAAUCACGCACCAACAGACAUCGCAAGGCGAAUCUCUCUCGCCAAGUAAAAGUCUUGUUCAUAUUCAGGCGCCUCCUAGUUGUUCGCUGGGAUCAAGCCAUACGUCCACACCAGAACCAGAUCAGCACGAGAUUCCUUCCCGCCCUCUGAGUGUCUCAACUUUACCCCAAGCGGAUUUAUCGAGUCAGAGCAUGGAACAGCAAAUAAUCUCGCCAACUGCUGAGUUUAAUUGGGAUGCAAAGUCUGACAAAGUGCCAACUCCUUCUGAAGUGCCUGUGGCCAAUUGCAAACACUUCGCUUCUGAAGAAUUGAGGGAAUAUGCUGCCGAUCCAGCUUCUCUCUCUCUUCAAGCUAUGAACUAUCCAAAGGCGGAGAAAUUUGAGAAAGAAGGUUUUCUAUAUUUAGAGUCACUUUCUGAGGAAGCCGUUAUUGAGAAGGGCAUCAGAUGCGACAUUACAACUGCACAUUGUGACAGCAGCAAAUGUUUGUCGCCAGAGAAAGUCGACAGUACGCUACCAAGUACGCCUAUCAACUCGGUCUGUUCUUCAAGUGAUACACCUAAAGCAAAAUUUUCCAACAAAAUUUGUCCAACUACAGGGACGAAUACUCCGAUGUCGAAGAGUAACAAUAGAAAAGCCAAACAAUCCUCUUCAGUUGUAAUGGAGGACCGUCAGUGCCAAAGUUCUGGAGUAAUUGGAAAAGUUGAGAAUGCAGUAGGGGUAAAAGAAAACAGUGAUAAUGAGGCUAUAAGAGCACCAAGUGACCUGAGGAAGGCGCAAAAUCCCACCAAAGAUAUUGAGAGACCACUGCUGACCGCAGCAUCAUCUGAGAAGCACAUUGAGUCUAGUAUAAACAGCCAUGCGCAAGCUUCUAGCUAUACUGAGAAGGAGAUAAAAGAGCGAAAACAGGCCUGGAAUAGGAUUCCUAUGCCAUUGGAUCCACGAAAGUCCAAAAAAUUAGGAAUAAUAAUUACGUCUAGCCAGCACUCUAGUCUACCAAGCCGAGAUGCGUCAUCGAACAAUACAACAGAGAAGGCGGGUAUUGCUAAACCAUAUAUCGGGAAGUGGGAUCAACUUGAGUCGAUUCAUACGCCACGGUUGGACAAGGUAAAACCAGAGCAAUUAACAAAAGCUGCUGAAGUAUCAAUCAAAGAUAAAACUCAUAAUCUUACGGAAGAGAAACCGCUGGACUAUGAACUAAGAUCAGGCACAUUAGCUCAGCUACCUAUGGUGCCCCUAGCAAACGAAGUUUCCACCAAUAUGACGACCACGGGAGAGCCUCAAGCCUCAAGAAUGAAGACAUCUAGCUCAUAUCAGACUGCAUCAGAGCAUACCAGUGCUACUGCUUCGCAUUUGCAGCUACCCACUGGUGAAAACAAAACGAACAAUACGGAAAAUAGCCAAACCAAGCCAAGACCCAAGUGGAACAAACCCAAGAAAAGCAAGAAACGUCUAGCUUUGGCAUCGCAGAUUGUGCUGCAGAAUGAAGGUAGUAGCCAAGAGAUAUCGCCAUCUGUCUCGGAGACGCCCUCUAUGGUAAAGGAAGAGCCGCGAGCAGAUUACCAUAUGUUUACGUCGGCUCCUGCAAUAUCCGAAUAUCACUCCCAUCCUGUUCAUUUUACGGGAAAGCCUGACGAGACAGAGCUUUUCAAGGGUUCUAUAGAACAGGCUAUGACAAAUAAUAGAAGCCAGUAUUCAUACGAUACUCUACCUCGGAGUCGGCACGAUUUCAGAAAUAACGCAGGCGGCUCAUUAAGGGUUCCCAAAAAGCGGAAGAACAAAUAUCCUGCAAUCACUUCGAAGACAUUCGAAGUUUCUCCAACCAGUAGAUUCGAACCAUCACAACUUGAGUAUUCUGAAAGUGGCCAGAUGCCCAUGAGGAACACCGAUAAUACAAAUAUACCGGACCCAGCAACACAUAUAACGGAACCAGACUCUUCCAAGAGAAGUCGACUUAACCCGCUUGCAACGGCUUUUGAAUCUCCCCAAAAGACCACUAUUGCAGCAGUGGAUAUCGGCAUAACACCAAAUCUUUGCAAAGCAGGCUCACCCCGAAUCGGGGAAGGAGAAGAUUUGCUCAGAGAGAACCGAUCACCUUCAAAGUUUAAGAUUAUUCAAAGGUCAACGACUACGCAUGAAUCGCCUACCAAAUCGCAGCAUCUGAAAGAGAAGCUUGUUCGACGCAUUGAUAGCUCAAAAGUGAGCGGUAGCCUUGAGAUUUCGACAAGGCAGCGGGAGAAUAACCCUUCCGAGAUCCAGCGCAGCUGGUCCAAAGACAAACAUGGAAAUGACAGCGAAAUCAGGGAGCCAAUCAAUUCAAAAGCUACAUCACCUGGAAGAAAAGCUGCCCUUGAUAAAGAGGACUGGCCUUCGUUGCCUGCAUCGCGUAUAAGAUCUGCUACUCUCCAGUAA
This is a messenger RNA of Trichoderma asperellum CBS 433.97, 5043 nucleotides long. RefSeq lists its product as uncharacterized. The record is from RefSeq and is a predicted model, not a curated record. Lineage: Eukaryota; Fungi; Ascomycota; Sordariomycetes; Hypocreales; Hypocreaceae.